UUUCGACGCCUCCCACCCCUCGACGCGUCUCCCGACCUGACCACGACACGACGCGUCCAAGACAUUUUUUAUUGUCUUUGGUGAGGCCGAAAGUAAUCGAUAUUGCAUGAUUGAUUGAUUGAUUGACCUGCACGUGCAAGACACUUAAUCACCACUUCAGUGAUCAAUCGUGGCCUCUUUUCCUUCUCCUUGGCCCCCUAAAAUCCAAUAUUUUCCUGUUCCGCUUUUGACUUCCCGCUCCAGCGACAUUUGGUAGAGGGACAGUACCUGACCUCUGAUAUAUUUCCGUCUUCGCAAGUGAAGUGACCGACAGCCGCUGCUAUUGCUGGGCCGCGAUGGAAUCAAGGCUCAGCGCGGUGGGCGUGCAAAUGGCAAAGGGCGAGUACUCGGCCGCCCUAACCCCGUUGCUGCAGGCCAUCAGUGCAUGCCAAUGCGCCCCGACCACCCACGGCAAGGACAAGUCUUGCAACAUGCUGCAGUGUAUUGAAGCCGCCAACGACCCUGACCGUCCCGAUGCACUCGUCAUCGUGGCCAAGAGUCCCUGCUCUUGCGGCUUCUCCUGGCCUUCCUGCACCGACCCCCUUCACAUCAAAGCCGUCGAUCUGUUGGCCGAGUGUCUGGGGCGGGCCGAGCACUAUGCCGCCGCAUUCUCCACCGGCCUGGGCCUUAUCCGUCUGGAUCCUGCCUCGCCUACCGGCUACUGUCGAGUCAUCAAGAUUCUCCGUCACCUCUUAAGAAACUACCGUGGCUCCAAUCCCAACGUGGCUCGUUCUCUUGCCGUCGUCCUUCGAGACGGCAAACUGUCGUCGGUGAACCAGCUGCGCGAGUUGAUCCGCUCCUUUGUCAAGGCUGGCAUCUACAAUAUGAACAAGUACCGCUAUAGCCCCGACGAUAAAUAUCAUUUCAUUAUCCGAGCAAUGGCCCACAAGCUGGACAUGCCCGAGGCUCGGCAGGAUCCCGUGAGCAAACUUCCACGCGAGAUUCUCGGCAUGGUGCUCUCAUACCUAGAUUCCACCGCCGUCCUCCGCUGUGUCCGUGUCAGCAAGCAGUGGAACGAAGUAUUCGUGUCAGACAAGACGCUAUGGCGUGAGUUUAGACUCGGGAAACCACGAAGUCCAGGGCGCUUCCUCGGCAACUUUCUGAAAAAUCACGGCCAAAUCAGGACCCUUGUGAUCAAUGACGCUGCCAAGUUUGCUCCGACAUCGCUCAAGAUGAGCAUGCUCUGUCGAGGGCUGCCCGACCUAGAACGCUUAUCCCUCGGCUGUGACGUGCUGCCCGCCGAGUCGAUAAAGUUGGACUGUGUUGCGGGAAAGCAUUUGACCAAACUAACUCACCUCACCUUGAAGGGGGGGGCACUCGUCGUGGCUGUAUUCGGAGCAUUUGCUCAGCUUGCAAGUCGGACUCUUGAGGCGCUACACCUUUUCGAGUUUGAAACCCACAUUGAUAGCAUAUUUGCCAGCAACCCGAUGCCCAGGCUGAAGAGACUACGGCUCAGUCAUCAGGUUAACCUGACAAAGAGCUACCUCAACGAGGCAACCCUCAGACUAGAAUGGGUUACGAAAGCCACACCCAAUCUUGAAGCCUUCUUCAUUGACCACUCGCUCUUCUCGGGGUGCCAAUCAACUUCAAGCUUUGACGGCGCCCAGGGCUGGCCUUGCCUCCGGUCUCUUGUCAUCGGCUCCGGCACCAUCUUGAUUCAACAACAACGCAUCCAGCUACGCUGCCUUCCGCCGUUCCCCAAAAACUUGCGGUCCUUGGAGAUUCUCUCGACAGAUGUUCCUCUCACUCAAAACAUGCUCUUCACCGCCCACUCGGCAAAUGGCCUCAUGUACAAGCGCCCGGGCUUGUCUGAAGAAAGCUUUCCGUCCGAAUUACUGGGCUUACCAGAGCUGCAAGUCUUUCGAUGCAGGGUCGCAAUCACCCCGGAACUUCUUGAGCAUGUUAUAGGACCAGCGGCGAAAAGCGGCAUCCUCGAGAUUCUCGAGCUGACUGCGUCGUCGAGCGGGAACAGCUCGACUCCCGUCUUUGGCGGCGGCUUUCCGAGUCUAGGCAUCGACAAGCCGGCCGUCGAGCUCGCGUUUACCUACUCGGACAAGAUCCGCUGGCUGGGGCUCAGUAACUUCAACUGGUCUGUCUACUACUCGGGCUUCGACGGCCAGCCCUUCCUCGACUGGCUGGCCGGCUUCCCCAACGUCGACACCGUCGCCGUCUACCCCGGCAACUACGGAAACACGGCGCCCUUCAUCCUGAAACUCAUCAGCGCCGGCGGCGCGCUGAAGACGGUCUACCAGGAAUGCUGCAGGGGCACCGACUUUGACGAGGCCCAGAAGCUGGCCGCUGAGCGCGGCGUCACGCUGUACCACGUCGCCGGAUACGUGCCUCCCGAGUGGCCUACUGUCUAGUGUCGAUCUGUGUUAUAUCAAUGUGCAUAAUGAGGAUAUGGCUAGACGGUUGGUAUGUAUCUCUUGGGUCUUUACUUGGUCUGGAGGAAUGCAGAGGAACUAGCGUCAUAAUGCAGCUCAAGAAUACGCUAGUUUAGAUGGACGAUAUUGUGCCAAUGGAAGUUGAUAAUUCUGAAGAUGAUAAAAACGAAAUCAGGAAGGGGAUAUUCUCUAAAUGUCUAAUAGCAACACUAAAAUGCCCCCUCCUCCACGCCGCCUUCCAUAUUAUUUUAUAUUCAAGGUACGUAUAGAAUAUAUUUAGCAUUCAUACAGGCAGAAAAAAGGGACCGGAAAGAAAGAAGACCACUCUGAUUGGAGGUCAGCCGCCGGGAACCAAACGUGUGUGUAAGAGAGAAAGAGAAAGGAGGAAGGGAGAAAGGUAUCUAAAAAAGAAAGAAAAAAUACCACCACCCUGUACAAGAAUCGCGGUAGUAGUAAUGAAGAUGAUAAUACGG
Molecule: messenger RNA, 2896 nt
Organism: Lasiosphaeria miniovina
Lineage: Eukaryota; Fungi; Ascomycota; Sordariomycetes; Sordariales; Lasiosphaeriaceae
Exons: 6
Coding region: 336-2402 (688 amino acids)
Molecular function (GO): protein binding
Source: RefSeq, a predicted model, not a curated record